AUGGCGAUGACGCUGACGGUGCGGCGCCGUGCGGUGUGCGCCCUGGCGCUCCUCGCGCUGCUCUGCGCCUGCUGCUGCCCCCCCGCGUGCGUCGCGGCGGCCGAGAAGGAGGUGGAUGUGCCGGUGGAAGUCUCGUGUGCGGACGCUGCCAGAAAGGUAAGUUGGCGUGUCCCCGGCGAGAGCGCCUGGCAGAAGUGCGCCAUCACUGUGGAUGAGUCUUUCACUAUGAGUGGAGCCAUUUACGACGAGAAUGACUCCCUCUGCGCCUGGGCCGGGACUCAGUACGACUCCGCCACGUUGCCCAGCGGUCGCUGCUCUGCAGCCGCGGCGCAAGAAUUGCUUGCCUUCACGUUGCACUGCAAGACGAAGGAGAGCAGUGGGGUGUACAGGCGGUGGCUGUUUGUGAACAAAUCCCCGGGCGCGCCGGCGACGGACCCGAGCGGCGACACCCUUGGCGUUUUACACAGCUGCAACGCACGUGCGCCGGGCGGAGGCGCGCCCGAAGAGAAGCCGGAAUCACCUCCCACGGAGGUCGAGCCACCAGCGGGCCCCGGCGAGAAGCCAAACGGCGGCAACGCUGAGGAAGGCGAAAAAAAUAACACGGCCGGCGGUGACGUCGCCACGGUGUGCAUGCGCACCGCUUCGCUGCUGCUGCUCGUGGCGGCCCUCGCCGCCCACGGCGCGUGGUGA
Molecule: messenger RNA, 690 nt
Organism: Trypanosoma conorhini
Lineage: Eukaryota; Euglenozoa; Kinetoplastea; Trypanosomatida; Trypanosomatidae
Product: mucin-like glycoprotein
Exons: 1
Coding region: 1-690 (229 amino acids)
Source: RefSeq, a predicted model, not a curated record